UCAAACACGCCCACAUCGUUAUUUGCCGAAUGAGUAGCAUGUUGCACUGCAGCCAACCAAAUUGUUUGUCAAUAUUUGUAAAUCGACUUGUCACUUUUUAAUUUUGUCAAAUACAAAAAAAUGGCAGCGGAAAUUAAACCAGCGACUCAAACAAAUGAAAAAUUUUGUACAACGAAAAAGCCUAUACUGCUAUCGAAAAUAGAGGAAAGCACCGAUGAAAUCAACGCCGCAGUUAUUAUACCCGGCGAAGAAGGAAUUAUCAGCGUAUCCGACGAUAAGACUGUCCGAGUAUGGUUAAAACGAGACUCCGGCCAAUAUUGGCCCAGCAUUUGCCAGUACAUGCCCAGCGGGACCACUUCUAUAUAUUACACCGUCGAAACUAGAGAACUAUUUAUCGGCCAAGAAAACGGCACCGUAUCCGAAUUCACCCUCACCCCGGACUUCAAUAGAAUGUUACCAGUCAGGGAAUACCUGGCGCACCAAGCCCGGGUCACCGAAAUCGUAUUCGCCAUUAAUUGCGAAUGGAUCCUCAGCGUCGGCAGAGACAAGGUCUUUUCCUACAAUUGCACGCAAAGCGGAAGGAAUAUCGGCACCUUCAACGCUGAAGCAUGGUGCACUGCUUUACAAUUCGAUGCUCAAACGAAGCACGCCUUUGUCGGCGACUAUUCGGGUCAAAUAACCAUGUUAAAAUUGGAUAACAACGGUGCGACUGUAAUAACGACACUAAAAGGCCAUUCGGGUUCGAUUCGAUCUCUCUCCUGGGACAGCGACAGGCAGAUGUUGUUCAGCGGCUCCUUCGAUCACACCAUCAUCGUUUGGGACAUAGGCGGGCAGCAGGGUAACGCUUACGAAUUGCAAGGUCAUCACAAUAAAGUAUCUAGUCUUUAUUUCUCGACGACGACGAAGCAAUUGAUAAGCGCCGGCGAGGACGGGGUGCUGGUGUUUUGGGACAUGGCGCAGGCCAGGCAGGAGACGCCCGAAUGGAUCGAAUCGGACCUGUGCCAGCUGUGCGGCCGGCCGUUCUUCUGGAACCUCCGCGCCAUGAUGGACCAAAGGCAAUUGGGGCUGCGCCAGCACCAUUGUCGCCAUUGCGGCAAGGCGAUAUGCGAGAAGUGCUCGACCGGCAGGGUGACCAUACCGUCGAUGGGUUUCGAAUUCGCUGUGAGAGUGUGCGAACCGUGCCAUAUUUUGCUUAAAGAUAAAGAGAGACCAUCUUUGGCUACCUUCCAUGAUGCGAAGCACUCCGUAGUAGCGAUGAGCGUGGAUGAAACCAACAAAAGACUAGUUACUGUCGGGCAAGACCGUUUGAUCAAAAUUUGGGAUGUAACGGCUUUGCUUUGAAUAUAGAGAGAUGAAGAAACAUAUUAAAUGUGAUUGAUCAAAUUUAUUUCGUAAGAAAAUGUUUAUUGCUAUUUGUUAAAAUUACAUGAUAAUAUUUACAGUA
Messenger RNA from Phyllotreta striolata, 1444 nucleotides. The record is from the annotation of a GenBank genome assembly. NCBI's taxonomy places the organism in Eukaryota, Metazoa, Arthropoda, Insecta, Coleoptera, Chrysomelidae.